Molecule: messenger RNA, 3174 nt
Organism: Chelonus insularis
Lineage: Eukaryota; Metazoa; Arthropoda; Insecta; Hymenoptera; Braconidae
Gene: Drep2
Product: DNA fragmentation factor-related protein 2
Exons: 4
Coding region: 975-2540 (521 amino acids)
Biological process (GO): regulation of apoptotic process; apoptotic process
Source: RefSeq, a predicted model, not a curated record
GAUGCGUCCACCGCUCAGAGGAUCGAUCUAGAGAAACUGCGGAUUCGUCGCAGUAAGACUGCUGCCAUUUCUCGAAAUUUAAGAAAGGGAGAAAACUGUAAAAGAGCAAAAAAAAUAAUCACCAAGAUAUAAGUGACACUCAUCAAGAAUUAAUAUUCAGAAAUCCAAGACUACAGAUAUGAAUAGUACGUAAAUAGAAGAAAGUAAUCAUCAAACUAGAAAAGGGCAAGUUUGGAAAGACAAUGUCUCAUGUCAAUACUUGUCAUUGUGGUCAGCAGACAUUAAACAUGUUAAAAAACCAGAGUGAUGUUAAUUUAAUUUGUGGAUCGACAUAACCUGCAAAAAAAAGGGGUGACAAGUGUUGUAUUGUUGUAUCUCUGGUUGACGGGCGUGGAUUCAUCCUUUGAGAAGCAUAUGCCUGAAGAGGUGGCAGCAUCAUUAAAACGACUGUCCGAAGGUGGUGCUGGCGUCGAUUGGUCGCGCACACGACGCGCGUCCGUCGGCGGGGCAGGUCGUGUCGCAGAAGAGCAAGUGUAGGAGAAAGUUGGAGAGGAACAGUCCGAGAAGAAGAGAGUAUAGGAAAGUGUUACAACAGGACAAAAUUAAAAGGCUUGUCAAUAUGUUGGAAUUGUUUAAAUGAGUGUUUAGGGCAGACUGGUAGUAAACUCGGAACUGGUGUACUUUUAAAAAGUUGGUGUACGUUAUAGUGGUGGUGUGUUGCGGUGCGUCUUGGCGGCGCCGCCGGCGUCGGUCUCGUGUCUCGUAGUAGUAGGCAAAGAACCUGCUCUAGUAGCUGGUCUCAAUUCAUUACACCACCCGAAGCUACUACUGCUGCUGCUACUGCUAGUGCUAGUGGUGGUAGUAGAAGAGCUUCAAACAACAUACAAUCAUAAUAAUGCGACGUCGUGCCGCAUUCAUUUUAUAAUAAUAAGUGCCAAGUGGGACGGUCCCUAGAUCUGCUAGGAUAUGACGUAAUGGCAAGAGAGGAGUUACGGAACAAGAGACCUUUCAAGAUAUGGGACAGCUGGCGUAACGUGAGAAAGGGUCUAGUUGUAAGUAACUUUGAGGAGCUCGUACAUCGAGGAAAGGAGAAAUUGGGCGUGCCGCAGAAUGAAAACGUGUCACUGGUGUUAGAGUCAGACGGGACUCAGGUAGAAGACGGCGAGUACUUUAAGACUCUUGCUAAUAACACAAUCCUGCUGCUGCUGAGGCAUGGCGAGCGCUGGUGUCCAACAGGCGUCGACAUUAUUCGCGCAGCCAUUUCAGCCAUUCCAAAAAUAGUAUGCGAGACUAUACAUGCAUUGGAGUUACAUGAUGAAACGCCUUCGUGGAAAAUCAUGGACAACAAAGGACGUGUUACCGUGGUGCUUCAUUGGGACCAGCGCUCGUCCUCAUCGUCUUCCACAGCUCAGCAGCAGCAACAACAGCAAUCAAAGUCAUCAGACCCAACGAGCUCCAAAUACUCGCCAACAAAAAAGGCUGAUCUCAGUGGACCUGGUCAGCGGCCAUCUCUUGUUAUUCAAACGAGUUUAGAUAAGCUCAGUUACGAUAAGUCGGGCCACGUGGCCGAGCUUCUUCCGCCGCGAUACAGUAGCCCUCAAAUCACUGUGAUAAAUCAUGAUGAUAUGGUGCAAAAGAGUUUUACUAGUCCGAAUAAUAAUAGUUCCUAUGGGCCGAUUGUUGCCUCUGGCUCAGGACCUGGUUCUCAUCAUUCUGGUAUGACUGGUCGCCUCGUCAAGCAAGGUACUAAUUCAUUUGAUAGUACCACUAUUCAUAUCCAUACACCUGAGUGCUCAAAUCGUAUUCAUCAACCAGUUGCAAGAAACGGCAGUCCAGUCAAUGGUGCUGACGGUAAUAAUAUCAGUGAAUGCGAUUUCCAUUGUUGUGCACUUCACGAGGAAGGACGAAGAAUUGCUGUGCAUAAAUCUGUCGCAACAUCACCAAUACAAGACCAACAUGCGGCACAGCAACGGGAUCAACAUCAACAACAAUCCCAGGCGCAAACACCUUCACCUCAACCACCUUCGUCUUUGUCAGAUGGCACCCGACGUCCUGGUAUUGUUAAGGGACACGUUAGAUUUCGUGAUACCACUGAUGAAGAAUCAUCUCCAAGAAACUCUGGCUUCCAUAUGCAUCAUCACCAUCAUCAUCACCAUAAUCAUCAUCAAGAGCACGAUAGCUCAGAAUCAGAAACAGAAAAUACUAUUAUGGAGGAUGAAAUUGUAACAUCAGAAAAAUUUUUACUUCUUAUUGAUCAGCUAACAGUAGACCAGAAGCAUCAUCUCAGUAUCAAAGACAUUGGGAUUAUCUUAGAGAGGUUGAGCUCAAAAAUUCUGGACGUUGAGAGAUUAGAUCGUGAAAGCGAAAGUGAAGAAUGUUACAAUUGGACGAUCAAAGCGAUCAUCAGAGGCGAUGUUUUAAGGGAACUUGGUGUCAUUUAUAAUGGCAAUUAUUAUGCAAUUAGCGAACAUCCGGGAUACAAAGAAGAAUCUGAAGAGAAUAAUGAGGAUAAUGAAGAAGAAGAAGAGGAUCGACUUUAAUUCUACCAUUUUCGAUAACUGUAAUCUUCAUUUUUUGCAAAUUUGUUUUUGUUUGACUAUCAUCAAUGCAGACAUCUAUUCAUUUUUCGACUCAAACGACUGACAAACUCAAUAGAGUAAAUUUUUAGUGUAAACAAACAAAAAGACGUCGAUGAUAAUGAAAAAAAAAAAAUUUUUUUAAGGCAUGUCCGAUUGCAGUGGACAAACUAUGAAAAUAAUACAUCAUAAUGAAAUAAUAUAAUAACUAUAAACUUAGAUCUAAAGACGGUUGUUGAACAUGUACUUAUUAUUGAAUUAGUAUGUAUACUUGUAGGAAAAAUUUUGGGAUACGGAUGCUCUCCGUAACCGUCCACGACACUGCCCUAUCGUAAACCAAUUUAAAAAUAACAUUUAAAAAAUACAUAGUUGAAUUGUUUGAAUGAAUAAUUAAUAACUUGAAGAUGGUAAAAGAGAAAAGAUGACACUCAAUUAUAUACUAUAGACAAUUCAUUGAAUAUUCGCUCACUCAUUGUUAAGAUUUUUCGUUGUUAUUCAAAUGCUUCAUUAUAGUUUUUAAUUUAAGUAUUUUUCGAAUACACUGAGGAAAGAAUUACACUUAUAAACUACUUUUAUAAAUUAUUUUUUUUUACGUAAA